Molecule: messenger RNA, 2009 nt
Organism: Manihot esculenta (cassava)
Lineage: Eukaryota; Viridiplantae; Streptophyta; Magnoliopsida; Malpighiales; Euphorbiaceae
Product: actin-interacting protein 1-2
Exons: 6
Coding region: 90-1919 (609 amino acids)
Biological process (GO): positive regulation of actin filament depolymerization; actin filament depolymerization
Cellular component (GO): cortical actin cytoskeleton
Molecular function (GO): actin filament binding
Source: RefSeq, a predicted model, not a curated record
UCCCGCACUUUUUCUCUCUCUACUCCCUUCACAAUAUAACUGCCAAAACAGAAACCCAAAACACUCCUCACUUCUCUCUCUCUCACACAAUGGCAGAUCUCUUAGAAACCUUUGCAUGCGCCCCCUCCACAGAGCGUGGCCGGGGAAUUCUAAUCUCCGGCGACCCCAAGACCAAUUCCAUUCUCUACACCAACGGGAGGUCCGUUAUAAUUCGGUACCUCGACAACCCUCUGAAAGUCCACGUCUAUGGCGAGCAUGGAUACCCUGCCACCGUUGCCCGCUACUCCCCGAACGGUGAGUGGAUCGCAUCCGCCGACGCUUCCGGUACUAUUAGGAUAUGGGGUACACAUAAUGAUUUUGUGCUGCAUAACGAAUUUCGCGUCCUAUCGGGUCGGAUCGAUGAUUUGCAGUGGUCUCCUGAUAUGUUGAGGAUUGUUGCGUCCGGUGACGGCAAGGGAAAGUCCCUCGUCCGUGCUUUCAUGUGGGAUACGGGCAGUACUGUAGGAGAUUUUGAUGGGCACUCAAAGCGGGUUUUAAGUUGUGCAUUUAAACCUACAAGGCCAUUCCGAAUUGUCAGUUGUGGAGAGGAUUUCAUAGUGAACUUUUAUGAAGGUCCACCCUUUAAGUUCAUGCUGUCCCACAGAGAGCAUUCCAAUUUUGUCAAUUGUGUUAGAUUUUCACCGGAUGGCAGUAAAUGCAUUAGUGUAGGCUCAGAUAAGAAGGGCAUAAUAUAUGACGGGAAGACUGGGGAAAUAAUUGGACAUUUUUCCCAAGAAGACGGUCAUACAUCCAGCAUCUAUGCUGUUAGUUGGAGUCCUGAUAGUAAACGGGUACUUACUGUCUCAGCUGACAAGUCGGCAAAGAUAUGGGAAAUUUCUGAGAAUGGAAGUGGGAAUGUGACAAAAACAUUGGAAUGUCCUGCUUCUGGUGGAGUGGAAGAUAUGCUGGUUGGAUGUCUUUGGCAAAAUGAUUAUCUUGUUAUUGUUUCCCUUGGUGGCACAAUUCACUUAUUUUCUGCUAGUGAUCUUGAUAAAGCUCCAGUAUCCUUUUCUGGACACCUGAAAAAUGUCAAUGCAUUAGCAGAGAUCAAGGGUGAUCCAAAGUUGAUCCUGACGAGCAGUUAUGAUGGACACAUUUUUAAGUGGAUUCAAGGUCAUGGGUACAAGGGUAGAGUAGAGCGGAAAGAUAAUGCUCAAAUUAAAUGUUUAGUAGCUGUCGAACAAGAGAUAAUUGCAUCUGGAUUUGACAAUAAGGUACGCAGAAUUCCUCUAAAUGGGGAUGAAUGUGGACCAACAGAGCAGAUUGACAUUGGCAGUCAGCCUAAGGAUUUGAGCCUUGCGACUGACUCCCCUGGAGUAGCUUUGGUUUCAAUUGAUUCGGGAGUUGUCUUGCUUAAAGAUCUGAAAGUGGUGUCAAACAUCAAGCUCGGAUUUACUGUGACUGCAUCUGUUAUUGCACCCGAUGGAAGUGAAGCAAUUGUGGGUGGCCAAGAUGGUAAAUUGCACAUAUUCUCGAUUUCUGGUGAUAAUCUUACUGAAGAAGCAGUUCUUGAGAAGCACAGAGGUGCCAUCAGUGUAAUACGGUAUUCUCCAGAUUUCUCCAUGUUUGCCUCAGGUGACCUGAACCGAGAAGCUGUUGUUUGGGAUCGUGUCUCCAAGGAGGUUAAACUUAAUAACAUGUUGUACAACACUGCUCGUAUAAACUGCCUCGCAUGGUCUCCUAAUAGCUCUAUGGUGGCUACUGGAUCACUAGAUACAUGUGUCAUAGUAUAUGAAGUUGGGAAGCCUGCUUCAAGCCGCAUAACCAUAAAACGGGCCAACUUGGGUGGAGUUUAUGGCGUUGCAUUUACUGAUGAUUCCACUUUGGUGAGCUCAGGGGAGGAUGCCUUUAUUCGUGUUUGGAGGUUAAAACCACAGUAAGACGGUAUUAGUAUUACCACAGUAAAAAUACCCAGAAACCACUGUCACCUUGUCUCUUGUUUUGAAUAAAUUAAUUAAAAGUCUCCAAAA